This is a messenger RNA of Coregonus clupeaformis (lake whitefish), 4880 nucleotides long. Its product is annotated as ribosomal protein S6 kinase 2 alpha. The record is from RefSeq and is a predicted model, not a curated record. Lineage: Eukaryota; Metazoa; Chordata; Actinopteri; Salmoniformes; Salmonidae. Bases 679 to 2889 code for a protein of 736 amino acids. Gene Ontology annotation, molecular function: magnesium ion binding; ribosomal protein S6 kinase activity; ATP binding. The transcript has 22 exons. Gene Ontology annotation, biological process: positive regulation of DNA-templated transcription; intracellular signal transduction; protein phosphorylation.
GGGCUGGAUGAAAUCCGUCUGGAGUCUGCCAAUAACUGGUCGAGUUGUUACGCUACAUUCUGGAGGAUGAAUCAGCCGACAGAACGAAGUCCCGCUCCGAGGAAUCUCUCAGAAAUACAGAGGAAAAGAGAAGCUGUAUGCCUAUAAUAUAAUAGGCUGCAUCGUCGAUUUAAUUAGGUUACAUGGACUCAAUAGAAGGCUAAUUAUUUUGGCGGAUGAAUAUAAUUGCAUAGCGAUAGCCUAUUAAGCGGCUUGGGAGCGCACAGUCGCAGCUACAGCCAGCACAUCAAACACAGUCAGCACCGCUCUUCUCGUCAAAUCUGAACGUAGGCUACCUGUGUAAAGGGGUUCGUUUUCACUCAUAGCCUAGAGUUGUUAUUAUCACUAGUGUUCUCUUGCUCAUUGCUGUUGGAAUUGCAUCUUUUCUGAAGAGGUGGUCAGUCAACGACGUCAUUUGGAAGGGAUUAUAUACGUUAGUAGUCAACGGCUGCCGAGUGCAACUAGAUGCGCGUUUUGCAUCGGGGAUUGAAGUGAUAGACUACAUCUCAACCGACCGGACUUCAAGUUGUGAAUAAACAAGACCUUGUCCAGGGCAAAGCAACCUCAAUCUAAAACCCAAUAAAUCUGGGCAAACUCAACUUGUAUUUCGGCAGCAGAGAGAAACUAAAAACCUGCAGAAUGCCUCUUGCACACCUUGCGGAACCCUGGCCCCAACUGGAGCUAGUUACACUGGACUCAGAGAAUGGGCAAAGCGUCACGGAGGAUGGGGUCACACCUGCUGGUCACAAGGAGGAUGACAUCAUCAAGGAGAUCAACAUCACCCACGUGGUCAAGGAGGGCUCAGAGAAGGCCGACGCUCGCCAGUUUGAGCUGCUCAAAGUGCUGGGCCAGGGCUCCUUCGGCAAGGUGUUUUUGGUGCGGAAGGUGACGCCUCCCGACAACAACGAGCUGUACGCCAUGAAGGUCCUGAGAAAAGCCACCCUCAAAGUGAGAGACCGGGUGAGGACCAAGAUGGAGAGAGACAUCCUGGCAGACGUCAACCACCCCUUUGUGGUCAAACUCCACUAUGCAUUUCAGACAGAGGGAAAGCUCUAUCUGAUCCUGGACUUUCUGAGAGGAGGUGAUCUCUUCACCAGGCUGUCGAAAGAGGUGAUGUUCACAGAGGAGGACGUGAAGUUCUACCUAGCAGAGUUGGCCCUGGGCCUGGACCACCUGCAUGGCCUGGGCAUCAUCUACAGAGACCUCAAACCUGAGAACAUUCUACUGGAUGAAGAAGGCCAUAUCAAACUCACAGAUUUUGGCCUGUGUAAAGAGGCCGUUGACCAUGAGAAGAAGGCCUACUCCUUCUGUGGUACGGUGGAGUACAUGGCACCAGAGGUGGUGAACAGGCAGGGCCACAUCCACAGUGCGGACUGGUGGUCGUUUGGGGUACUGAUGUUUGAGAUGCUGACUGGAUCGCUACCGUUCCAUGGAAAGGACCGCAAAGAGACCAUGAACCUGAUCCUCAAGGCAAGAUUGGGAAUGCCCCAGUUCCUGAGUUCAGAGGCCCAAAGUCUCCUCCGAGCUCUGUUCAAGAGGAACCCCACCAACAGACUGGGGUCGGGGGCAGACGGUGCAGAGGAGAUCAAACGCCACGCUUUCUUCUCCACCAUAGACUGGAAUAAACUGUUCAGGCGGGAAAUCCAGCCCCCAUUCAAGCCGGCUGUGGCCCGACCGGACGACACUUUCUACUUUGACUCAGAGUUCACCUCCCGCACACCCAAAGACUCCCCAGGCAUUCCACCCAGUGCAGGAGCCCACCAGCUCUUCCGGGGCUUCAGCUUCGUCGCCCCGGCCAUGCUGGAUGAGGAGGGAGCAUUGGAGCCUGCCAAGCCUGCACCACACCCAGUGGUUCAGCAACUCCAUGGGAAGAACCUGUUGUUCAGCGAUGGCUACGUGCUGAAGGAAGACAUCGGCAUGGGCUCCUUCUCUGUCUGCAAGCGCUGCAUCCACAAAGCAACCAACACAGAGUACGCUGCCAAGGUGAUUGACAAGACCAUGACAGACCCCUCAGAGGAGAUCGAGAUCCUGCUGAGAUACGGCCAGCACCCCAACAUCAUCACCCUGAAGGAUGUGUAUGAUAAUGGGAAGCAGGUGUAUCUGGUGACAGAGCUGAUGCGAGGCGGGGAGCUGCUAGACCGGAUCCUCAAACAGAAGUUCUUCUCAGAGCGCGAGGCCAGCGCCGUGCUCCACACCAUCACCAAGACUGUAGAAUACCUCCACGCACAGGGGGUGGUCCACAGGGACCUGAAGCCUAGUAACAUCCUGUAUGUAGAUGAGUCGGGGAACCCUGAGUCCAUCAGGAUCUGUGACUUUGGUUUCGCCAAGCAGCUGAGAGCUGACAAUGGCCUGCUCAUGACCCCCUGCUACACCGCUAACUUUGUAGCUCCGGAGGUGUUGAAGCGUCAGGGCUAUGACGAAGGCUGUGAUAUUUGGAGUCUGGGUGUCUUGCUGUACACCAUGCUGGCUGGCUUCACGCCGUUUGCCAACGGACCCGAGGACACUCCAGAUGAGAUCCUGAGCAGGAUAGGCAGCGGUCACUUCACUCUGACAGGAGGCAACUGGGACGCCGUGUCGGACGCAGCCAAGGACCUGGUGUCUAAGAUGCUCCAUGUGGACCCCCACCAGCGGCUGACAGCCAUGCAGGUCCUCAAGCACCCCUGGAUCGUCCAGAGGGACAAGCUGCCCAACAGCCAGCUGCAGCACCAGGACGCCAAGCUGGUCAAGGGGGCGAUGGCGGCCACCUACUCAGCCUUGAAGAGCUCCCAGCCCACGCCGGAGCUCAAGCCCAUCGAGUCUUCCUUCCUGGCCCAGCGACGUGUCAAGAAGCUCCCCUCCACCUCUCUGUAGAACCAUGUAGAACCAUGUAGAACCCCAGACUCUAGCUACAACAACCCCAGUCAGUCAGUACAGCAGCAAGUCACGAGACUGAAGAGACAAGCAGACCACCUCAGUUUAACCAGCCAAGGACCACUGACUGUGCUCUGCUGUAGUCACCUCCCCCUGCCGGUGAUAUCAGUCAUCUCGGUUUCCUCCUCGAUAGGCGUGGUCACUGGCUGUCAAUCACACUGGACUAGUGACAGGACAUGGCUGGGGAUGAGUGGGCAGUGGGGUAGCGGCAGGAUAUGGCAAAUGUGUUAGCAGUAUAUUUUGGAUAACAGUUGUGAGCCUUGAGUUUGCGAGACAACCUGCUACCACAGAGGACAUUGAUGACCAUUGUUGAUGUUUCGGUAGUGUUUCUGUUCUGCUUUUGUUUUGAUUGGCUCUCCCCUCAACAUCGCUGUGAUUGGCUGCCGCUCAGCUCUCUGCACGUCUGUCUUUCUGUCUGUUUGGUGUGUUGUUCUCUCUCCAGUUGAUUAGCUUUACGUAUUAAUAGGCUACUGCCAAAUCGAUUUGUUUCAUGUUUUUGCUGUUUUUCCAUUGGGAAAUCUUGAAGGGACUAUGGCACAAAACAAAAUCACAGUCCAUUGCUAUCUUUCUCCUAUUUUGGAUGACCAUUAAAAUAAAAAAACAUUUUGCCAUAAAUGCCUCAUCUUUUUGAGACUAUACCAGAAGUAGCAACUCUGGGUAAUGUAGUCACUGCUAAUGCUUUUUCCAAGCUGAGCGUUUCAAUGUCCAUUGCAUGCCAGUAUGAAAAUGUAUGCACUCACUAACUGUAAGUCGCUCUGGAUAAGAGCGUCUGCUAAAUGACUAAAAAUGUAAAAACAAAAAAAGGAUUUAGUGAGUCCAGUCCUAGGGAAGGAUGCAGGAAGUUGUUUGCAUGGUCUGGUGCAGUGUGACGUCAUGUUGCUUUGUCCUUCUCUUAUCUAUACUUUUCUUGGUGACCUUGCCGAUUCUGAGAAGAAGAAAAAAAGAGAUUGGAGAUAUUGUAAAAAACUAUAUAUAUAUUGUUAAAAAAUGAAUAGGAGGAUCUUUAAUGCCCUAAAUAAGGUGGCAUGUUGAAAUCUGUUAAUUUUUUUUCUCCCAUUGUGUUUUCUUCUUGCCUAUUUUGAAUGCUGUCUUUCUUGUGUUCGCUUUUGUUGUUGCCUGUUGUUUUUGUUAUGUUUUGUUGUUCGGUCCAAAGAAAGUGGUGAUUACAUUUUGUAAAAGGCAUGUCGAGCACACACGCUGUCGGAGCGUCCAUGAUGGACUCUCUUUCCCACAAUCCUCCUCUAUUUCAAUGUUAAGAUGUCAAGUAUGGUGAUAUUGAUUGUCGAAACAAUUGUACUGAGCACUCAAAUGCACUCUCUCCCUUAAAGUCACUGUAAAGCAUUGGUUUUCAUCUUUUACUAAAACAAUAUUGUUUGGGCUUUUCUGAUUUGAAAUUGCCUGUCUGCUGGUUUUAAUCAGGACUUAUAAAGUGAAUGUCCACAGGUAAUUUUUUUUGUCUCCUGUUCAGUUUGACUCUACUACCCGGGUAAAGGUAUUUUCACACUAUUGUGCCAACCUGAACCAAACUGCGCCGGCACUGCUAUUUUAACCUGGCCAGCUCAGUACAGCUUGGUUUGGCUCUAAUGUGAAAAGCCCUUGACUUCCAUUAAGUUCUUUCUCUAUUUUACUUAAUCAUAGGUCAUAAUAACUUCUAGACUAAAGGAUCAUUGUAUUAUUUGCUGUAUUGGAAUAAUACACAUUUGUGGCUAAAGGUAACUUGACCUACAGCAUAGUUUAGAUCCCAUAAGCUUCUUUAGACUUGACCCUUGACUUUUAGAUAUCUGAAGCAUAUCUGUAGCAAUGAGGAUGGUGGGUCGGGAUGGGGUGCAGGGGGUAGUUCACCCUCUUCUGCCACUGCAGCAGUGGGGAUUCAGGCUUAUAGGGAGUUAAAAUGACAUUCCUUUCUAUUAAAAACAUUUUCUCUGCGCUGA